GGGAGGGCGAGCGAGAGAGUGAGCAGGCUGCAGGCGGGAGGGCGGACGGUACGGAGGGAAGGUGCGAGCGAGCAGUGAGUGAGCCAGCGAGAGCAGUGGUGUCCCGAGGGCAGCCGAGAUUCCACCCGCCUCUCUGGCCCCCUCCCCGGAGCCCCCAGAGCCUCCGGUCUUCAGCGGAGCGGACACGGCCCUGCCUGGCAAUGGCCUCGUUGCUGAAGGUGGAUCAGGAAGUGAAGCUCAAGGUUGAUUCUUUCAGGGAGCGGAUCACAAGUGAGGCAGAAGACUUGGUGGCAAAUUUUUUCCCAAAGAAGUUGUUAGAACUUGAUAGUUUUUUGAAGGAACCGAUCUUAAACAUCCAUGACCUAACUCAGAUCCACUCAGACAUGAAUCUCCCAGUCCCUGACCCCAUUCUUCUCACCAAUAGCCACGAUGGACUGGAUGGUCCCACUUAUAAGAAGCGAAGGUUGGAUGAGUGUGAAGAGGCCUUCCAAGGAACCAAGGUGUUUGUGAUGCCCAACGGGAUGCUGAAAAGCAACCAACAGCUGGUGGACAUUAUUGAGAAAGUGAAACCCGAGAUCCGGCUGCUGAUUGAGAAAUGCAACACGGUCAAAAUGUGGGUACAACUCCUGAUUCCCAGGAUAGAAGAUGGGAACAACUUUGGGGUAUCCAUUCAGGAAGAGACAGUUGCAGAACUAAGGACUGUUGAGAGUGAAGCUGCCUCUUACCUGGACCAGAUUUCUAGAUAUUAUAUUACAAGAGCCAAAUUGGUUUCUAAAAUAGCUAAAUAUCCCCAUGUGGAGGACUAUCGCCGCACCGUGACAGAGAUUGACGAGAAAGAGUAUAUCAGCCUUCGGCUUAUCAUAUCAGAGCUAAGGAAUCAAUACGUCACUCUACAUGACAUGAUACUGAAAAAUAUCGAGAAGAUCAAACGGCCCCGGAGCAGCAAUGCAGAGACACUGUACUGAGGCCAGGGCCAGGGCCAGGGGACUCUGUGAGUCUGGCUCAAGACCGACAUUGCCUUGGUUUGUUACAUGACUAUCGUGAUGGGGAGACUGGCUGGAAGUCGUAAUCACACCGCUCUCUGUUUUUAGUUAGAGUCUAAUGAAACUCUCGUCUAGUUCUGU
This is a messenger RNA of Orycteropus afer afer, 1124 nucleotides long. RefSeq names its product proteasome activator subunit 3 (gene PSME3). Gene Ontology annotation, cellular component: nucleoplasm; proteasome activator complex; cytoplasm. Gene Ontology annotation, molecular function: endopeptidase activator activity. Gene Ontology annotation, biological process: regulation of proteasomal protein catabolic process; positive regulation of endopeptidase activity; regulation of G1/S transition of mitotic cell cycle. The record is from RefSeq and is a predicted model, not a curated record. NCBI's taxonomy places the organism in Eukaryota, Metazoa, Chordata, Mammalia, Tubulidentata, Orycteropodidae.